Molecule: messenger RNA, 1556 nt
Organism: Neomonachus schauinslandi (Hawaiian monk seal)
Lineage: Eukaryota; Metazoa; Chordata; Mammalia; Carnivora; Phocidae
Gene: CHMP6
Product: charged multivesicular body protein 6
Exons: 8
Coding region: 39-644 (201 amino acids)
Biological process (GO): vesicle budding from membrane; late endosome to vacuole transport via multivesicular body sorting pathway
Cellular component (GO): ESCRT III complex; multivesicular body
Source: RefSeq, a predicted model, not a curated record
AGGGGGCGCGGCGGGCGGGGCCGCGGGGCCGGGGCGCCAUGGGCAACCUGUUCGGCCGCAAGAAGCAGAGCCGGGUCACCGAGCAAGACAAGGCCGUCCUGCAACUGAAGCAACAGCGGGACAAGCUGAAGCAGUACCAGAAGAGAGUCACCCAGCAGCUGGAGCGGGAGCGCGAGAUCGCCAGGCAGCUCCUGCGGGACGGGAAGAAGGAACGGGCCAAGCUGCUGCUCAAGAAGAAGCGGUACCGGGAGCAGCUUCUGGACAAGACAGAAAACCAAAUCACCAGCCUGGAAACGAUGGUCCAGAGUAUUGAGUUCACCCAGAUUGAAAUGAAGGUGGUCGAAGGGCUGCAGAUUGGAAAUGAGUGUCUGAAAAAGAUGCAUCAGGUGAUGUCCAUAGAAGAAGUGGAGCGGAUACUGGAGGAGACCCAGGAGGCCGUGGAGUACCAGCGGCAAAUAGAUGAGCUAUUGGCAGGAAGCUUCACUCAGGAAGAUGAAGAUGCCAUCCUGGAGGAGCUGAAUGCAAUCACUCAGGAGCAGAUAGAGCUCCCAGAGGUCCCUUCAGAGCCGCUUCCCGAAAGGAAACCAGAGCAAGUCCCCCGCGAGGCCAGGCCCAAGCAGGUGGAACUGGUGGCAGCCUCAUAACUUGGCCUCCUCUUCCAGGACUGGCGGGGACUCCCCAGAGACUGGGGCCCACAGAGUUUGGGUGCGUGGCCAGCCCUGGCCCGGCUCCCAGGAGGCCGGCGCCAGGCCAGGCCGGUCAGGUGCUGACAGAGCAGCGUGGCGCACACAGGGCUCCAUCCCAGGGUGACUGCGGAGGGGCGCUUCCCUGGCGCUGCUGUCUUGCUCUCAUUUCUGGAUUAAAUGGCAACAUUCAGACCCUCCGGCCACACACGGCCUCUGACGCUGUGGCUCCCACGCGGCCACAGGCAGACCCAGUGCUCCUGGUGCUGGCCACACUCCUGUCCCCGGCCCCGCGAGGCUCCACGGCCGCCUUCUCCGCAGCUUGCUCUCUUCUUUCGAGGGCGUGUCGAACCCAGCUUCCUUGCCCGCCCUUUGCUCACUUCUUGCUGCUGCCGUCGGCUGGCGGCUUCCGUAAGGGAGUCCCUGCCAUGGCCUGGCUUCCUGACCUGCCCAGUCUCCUUGUCACUUCAGGGCUGGAAACCAGCCCUCCUCUGUGUCGGUGUUUGGGGGUGUUGGGCCGGUGAGGAGGGGGACCACCCCUGCUGGCUUGGUGGCUGCGGAGCCCCGACCAGCCCUCGUCACCAGCGGGAGCUCGGCCCCACUGCAAAGGGACGUUCCUGGAGAGCCGGCGGUCUCCCAGGGCUUCCCGGAGGUGCUGACGGGCCUGCUCGGGUUGGUGCAGCCCCCGUUGCCUGGGAAGCUGCUGGGCACCCAGGGCUCUCCGACCGGGCGGACGCUGUGGGGGGUGAUCGCGGCUCUCUAGCUGACAGUUUAUCUUGGUAUUAGACAAUCCCGAUGAUAUCUCUCUCCCAACAAGAACAGAAAGGGGAUCCUCCCAGCCCCCCAACAGGUCAGCCCCAUAUUAAAGUUGAU